ACAUGAGAAAACUGUAAAUGUAAUUCUCCAACCUUGGACGCGACGGUUUGUUAGAAAUCAUGUCGAAACAUGCCCACAAAAUUGGUGCUUUGCUGUUCUGCCCAGAUUGUGGGACUCUUCUUAACCUUCCUGCGGACAAUGAGACAGAGGUGAAGUGUGAGCAGUGUGGGCGUAAAGAGCCAGCUAGCUCGUACGAGGAUAUCGAAAUCAUCACUCGUUCCCAUCCCGAUGCCUUCCCUUCUGCUUUAGCUCAGAAGAGGAAGACUCAAACAAAGGUUCAUGAAGGCGAGGACCUGAAUUUACUGAAGGUUACAGAGAAAUGUCCUAGCUGUGGGCAUAUGGAGGCUUAUUCGAAGGAGCUGCAGUUGAGGAGUGCCGAUGAAGGUUCAACUAUUCUGUACACUUGUGUCAAAUGCAGAUUCGGUUGGCGUAUCAACAACUAAACAUAAACAUCCACACUUGGGGUCUCGACUGUCCAAGUCUCGGACUCUCGCAUCAGGUCCUCUGAAGAAGGGUAUAUUCCAAGUCAAGUGCUGACAACUACACGUACACGCCUACAGAGCAGAAGAGCGCCACGACCCCGAACCCGCCGAGGAGACUGGCUGUAGAAGCGACUGCGACCUCUCGAAUAGGGAUGGUGUCUUUUGGUAGCCUGCAGAGACGUGUCAAGUUAGUAGGAGAUAAUGAUGUACAUCAGCGUGGGGGUGAUUUGGGUGAAAUGCUGAAGCUGAUACUGACGU
Messenger RNA from Somion occarium, 740 nucleotides. Lineage: Eukaryota; Fungi; Basidiomycota; Agaricomycetes; Polyporales; Cerrenaceae. The record is from the annotation of a GenBank genome assembly.